AUGAAGUUUUUCGCUACCAUCGUGGGCGCGGCCCUUGUCGCUACUGGCGUCUCUGCCCAGCAGGCUGUCGUGAAGAACAACUGCCAAUCCGCAAUCUACGUUCAGUCAUUCCCGUACGACGGCAGCGCGGCGGGCACAUUGACCACCGUGGCUCCCGGCCAGUCCUUUGCCGAGGAUUUCCGCCCGUCUGGUUCGACUGUGAAAAUUGCUACCACCAAAACCCUUAACAGCCCGCUCUUCUUUGGCUACUCAUUUUCCUCUAACCCAGACUAUGCUUACUAUGAGCUUAGCACGGAGUGGGGCAACCCCUUUGCCAGCUCGCAUAACAUCCUGACUCCAGGCCCUGGAUGCGAGAUCUUCGACUGCGGCCCCGGCCAGACCGACUGCUACAGCACACCCGCCCACAAGAAGGUAUACGGCUGCCCGCAGCCUGUAAACUUGGAGGCGGACAUCUGCGCUUAA
Molecule: messenger RNA, 462 nt
Organism: Neoarthrinium moseri
Lineage: Eukaryota; Fungi; Ascomycota; Sordariomycetes; Amphisphaeriales; Apiosporaceae
Exons: 4
Coding region: 1-462 (153 amino acids)
Source: RefSeq, a predicted model, not a curated record